Molecule: messenger RNA, 1827 nt
Organism: Capsaspora owczarzaki ATCC 30864
Lineage: Eukaryota; Filasterea; Ministeriida; Capsasporidae
Exons: 7
Coding region: 162-1727 (521 amino acids)
Biological process (GO): transcription open complex formation at RNA polymerase II promoter; transcription initiation at RNA polymerase II promoter
Cellular component (GO): transcription factor TFIIE complex
Source: RefSeq, a predicted model, not a curated record
UCUUACUUUCUCAGACUUUUUAUUCUUCUUCUUUUUUCUUUUCUCUCUUUCCAAUUGCGUGUGUUCGUUCACUCAUUGUAAAAAGUGUCAUUGUUGAUGCCAACAUUGAUCGCAUCACAGAGCACAAGUAGUUCGAGUAGCACGAGUACAGCACGAGUAGCAUGAGUGGCAAUAGCAUUGGCAAUGGAACUCCACUGGCGGGUCCCGUCGUCGUCCCAUCGCCCAUCGGGUCGGCCUCAUCCACUGCUGCCAAUGCCAACAUGGGCUCAUCCGACUCUGUUGCUGGUCCGUCUGGCUCUGCUGGGUCGUCUGCGCUCGCAUCGCGUGUCGCCACUCCAACGCCAUCCACUGCUCAAGCUCAGGCUCAGGCUCAAGCUCAAGCUCAUGCUGGCUCAGCCGACUCGUCGCUGUCCAUGCUCACGUAUGGCGUUGCUGGCUACGUCGACGACGACGACCAAGUGCCCGUCUGCAUCAAGCACGUCGCCUUGCUCGCUGUCAGAGCAUUCUACCCGCCAGACUGCGUCGUCAUGCUCGACACCAUUCUACGCUACAACCAAGUCACCGAGGAGGAUCUCAUGAAGUUCUUCAAGCUCGACAAAGACAAGGCCUCGCUGAACAAGACGAUCGCAGUGCUGCGAAGCAACAGAUUCAUCAAGGAAGUCAAAAUAAAGCAGGUCAAGACGCCCGAGCAAAAGUACUCAAAGGCAGACAUUAUCUCGUACGUGGUCGACUAUGAGUCGUUGGUCAACGUCGUCAAGUAUCGCUUGCACAAAAUCAACCAGCUACUGCGCCAGCAAACCGCUCGACUCGCCGAGACUGCCGACAUGAGCAUGGCCAAGUACAAGUGUGCCAAGUGCGGCCGCGGCUCGACCGAAGUCGACAUUGUCAAGGCUCAGGACAUUUUGCAACAGCAGCUGCACAAUCCCAGCAUCCCCAACCGCGACCCCGUGAUUCUUCACCACGACGGCCGUCUGCUGUGCUACUUUUGCGGCGGCGAUGUUGUCCCUGACGACCACGCCAUCAAGCUCAGCCACGCCAUUGGCGCGCGCGAAUCUCGCUUCAACGAGCAAAUCCGUCAGCUGGUGCUCAAAAUCAAGGAAGUAGACAAAGUUACCUUCUACGACAAGGGGUAUGCAGGCAUUCAGCUACCACAAGCCCCUGAAGAUGCCAUGUAUGCGAAAGUUUCAACUGCCGACGUAUAUCAGGCGCCAUCAGCUGCUCCAGCUCUCCAGUGGCGGUCUGGUCGACCAGCAGGUGGAAUGGGCUCCUUGCCAACCGACAACAUGGCCGUCCAGCUGGCAGAUUCGAGUAAAGCACCUUUGAAAGCCAAGGCUCCGCCAAUAUGGAUGCAAAAAUCGACCAUCUAUGUCGAAGACGAGCCGACAGCUGUCCAGCCAGUAAAGCGAUUCCGAGCCGACGACGAAGAAGAGCGAGAAUCACUGCACCACGACCCUCAAAAGUACAGCGAUUACUUGCGCGAAAUGCAAGAAAGGGAGCGGCGGCACCACAUCAACCGAGUGCUCGAGACAAUGCCAGACGAGGCCAGCCCCAUGGCAGUUUCCGCUCUUGGAGCCGAUGGCGAUUUAUCUCAAUCCAGCAGCGACACUGCGUUGGCGCUUGUUGGUGGGCGGCCCUACCCGCUUCACGAAAUCACAGACGAGCUCAUCGCCCAAAUGUCGGACGACGAGUACAACCAAUACUACAUUUUGCUUGCCGAGUACAUAUGAGAGUGCUGUUGUGGUGGCUUGGUGGCGUUUCCUCUGACCAUAAAGGCAUCCAAAACAAACACAAACAAGAAACACCAUGGCCAGAUGUGCACGACUCCAG